AUGACAUAUCCGUUUGAGUAUUUAAAGACCAGCCUGCAAUUGCAACCCAAGGGCACCACUUUUGAGAUCAUUUUGCCGCAGGUUAAGUCGUACUUCGCUGGUUGCUCUGCUUUGAACGUGGCAGCAUUUGGUAAGACUAUUUUAAGGUUUAUUACAUUUGACAAGUUGUGUCACUCUUUGAAUAAUAACAUUGAUAACAGUGAUAAUUUUCAAAGACUAACAGGCGAGAACCUCUUAAUUGCUGGUACAUUGACAGGGAUAGCAGAGAGUUUGUUUAUUAUUCCUUUUGAGAACAUCAAGACCAGUAUGAUUCAAUCAGCUAUGGUCGAUUAUAAGAAAUUACAGAGAGUUCAACCAGAAACCAGCGCAAAGCCAACUUUCCAUAAGACGUCGACCAAAGCUACCCCUGUGGCCCGUAUAGAUAAGUUGUUCCCCACGAUUAAACACAUGUAUCAGACAAGAGGCCCUUCGGCAUUCGUCCAAGGAGCAACGCCUACUAUAUUUAGGCAAGUCGCUAACACUUCUAUUCAAUUUACCGCAUACACUGCAUUCAAACGGCUGUUGCAAGGAAGACACGACAAGGCGUCGUCAGUAAUUACAGGUUUAGCAACAUCUUUCACACUUGUGGCCAUGACUCAACCCAUCGAUGUCGUAAAGACAAGAAUGAUGACUCAAAAUGCCAAGACCGAAUAUAAGAAUACGUUGAAUUGCAUGUAUAGAAUAUUUGUCCAAGAGGGCAUGGCCACAUUUUGGAAGGGUUCCAUUUUUAGAUUUAUGAAGGUUGGAAUCUCUGGUGGGCUAACGUUUACUGUUUAUGAACAGGUUAGUUUGUUGCUAGGCUUCUCCUCUAGGUCUUAA
Molecule: messenger RNA, 858 nt
Organism: Saccharomyces mikatae IFO 1815
Lineage: Eukaryota; Fungi; Ascomycota; Saccharomycetes; Saccharomycetales; Saccharomycetaceae
Gene: MRX20
Product: Mrx20p
Exons: 1
Coding region: 1-858 (285 amino acids)
Biological process (GO): mitochondrial citrate transmembrane transport
Source: RefSeq, a predicted model, not a curated record